Molecule: messenger RNA, 2020 nt
Organism: Vombatus ursinus (common wombat)
Lineage: Eukaryota; Metazoa; Chordata; Mammalia; Diprotodontia; Vombatidae
Product: saccharopine dehydrogenase-like oxidoreductase
Exons: 12
Coding region: 64-1356 (430 amino acids)
Biological process (GO): glycolipid biosynthetic process
Cellular component (GO): plasma membrane; lipid droplet; mitochondrion
Source: RefSeq, a predicted model, not a curated record
GCGCUGCCUUUGGCGUAGACACAGUCUGAGCCGCGGUGAUCCUGGUCCCGUUGCUGGCUGGUCAUGGCGACCGUAAAGAGGCCUUAUACCUUUGUGGUCCUUGGAGCCUCCGGCUUCACCGGCCAGUACGUGGUUCAGGAGGUGGCCCGGCAGCAGAUGAACCCGGAGCUACGAGGCUCCGCGUUUACCUGGGCCGUGGCCGGCCGGAGUCGGGAGAAGCUGCUGCAGGUGUUGGAGAAGGCAGCGCAGAAAUUGGAAAGACCUACACUUCCAGAUGAAGUUGGUAUAAUAAUCUGUGAUAUCAUUAAUUCAGACUCUCUUGAUGAAAUGGCUAAACAAGCAACUGUUGUUCUCAAUUGUAUAGGACCAUAUCGAUUUUAUGGGGAACCUGUGGUCAAAGCAUGUAUUGAAAAUGGAGCUAGCUGUAUUGACAUCUCUGGGGAACCACAGUUUUUGGAAGAAAUGUAUUGGAAGUAUCAUGAAAAAGCUGAAGAGAAAGGGGUAUAUAUUGUUGGAAGCAGUGGUUUUGAUUGCAUUCCAGCUGAUCUAGGAGUAUUAUAUACCAGAAAUAAAUUGAAAGGUACUCUGACUGCUGUUGAAAGUUUCCUGACAAUGAAUUCAGGACCUGAGGGAAUGUGUAUUCAUGAUGGCACUUGGAAGUCAGCUGUUCAUGGUUUUGGUGACCAGAAGCAUUUAAGAAACCUACGAAAACAAUCAAAUAUGAAACCUGUUCCAGUUGUUGGUUCGAAAUUGAAAAGAAGAUGGCCUGUUUCUUACUGUAGUGAAUUGCGGGAAUAUUCUAUCCCAUUCCUGGGAGCUGAUGUCUCUGUUGUGAAACGGACACAGCGGUUCUUGUAUGAAGACUUGCAGGAAUCACCAGUUCAGUAUGCUGCUUAUGUGACUGUUGGAGGCCUUACUUCCGUUAUUAAGCUGAUGUUUGCAGGACUUUUCUUUUUACUCUUUGUGAAGUUUAGCAUUGGAAGACAACUUCUGGUCAAAUUUCCGUGGUUUUUCUCCUUUGGGUAUUUCUCACAACAAGGACCAACACAGAAACAGAUGGAUGAUGCGUCAUUUACACUUACAUUCUUUGGUCAAGGAUAUAGUCAGGACCAUACUACAAAACAUGGCAAACCCAAUAUUAAAAUUUGCACUCAAGUGAAAGGACCAGAGGCUGGUUAUGUGGCUACACCCAUAGCAAUGGUUCAGGCAGCUGUGACUCUUUUAAAAGAUACUUCUGAGCUUCCUAAGGGAGGUGGUGUCUUUACACCAGGAGCUGCUUUCUCCAAAACCAAGCUGAUUGAAAGACUCAACCGAUGUGGCAUUGAAUUUAGUGUCAUUAGCAGCUCUGAAGUCUAAAAAUUAGAAAUAUUUAUAAAAUUGCAUGAAUUAAUAGCUUCUUCAUUUGACGCUUGAAAUUCUUGUGGUAAUUCCUUGUGAUCAGGGCAAAAAAGCUUUCAUAAAAAGCAGUUUGUGCUUGGCACACAUGCGCUAAGUUGCUAUUCUUAACUUGGUAUCAUUGCUUGUCAGAGCAUGAGAUAUUUCCCUUACAUAGAUGUGAAGUGGCUGGUCAGGUGGGAGGAGUGAGCUUUGAAACAUGGAGGGCAACUUUGCAGUGAGUUUCCCUGAUGCUUUUAUGUGCCUUUGCUAUUCGAGCUUGAUUCUCACUACCCUCUAACUAGCUUUGGUUAUUUAGUGAGAUGAAGACAAAGUACAGGUGCCAUCGAGGUGAUUGCUUGUGUGCUGACUUGCCUCUCAUAGUUACGCAGGAGUAUGAAUGUGCUUCUCGUGCCCUGACUUACCUGCUAAUGAUACUUAGGGAGUCUUUCUUCUUCUGGCUGCAUUUUUAAAGACUAUACUUGAGUGUGCUGAUAAAGAUUUUUCUUUGAUUUUCAGUGCUCAAAGUAAGUUUUUUCCUAUUCACCUUUUAGGCCAAAACUGGGUUCUCCGUUGAAGUAUGUUGUCCUUCAUGAAAGCUGUAUGUGGGUUUUUUAAAACAUUAAACAUGUGCCAUAUAGCCUUA